GUGAAACAGCUCAAGGGCUAUCUGCGUUCUACAGAUACUUGGUGAAAUCAGGAACUUCAGAAACGUCUAAGGAAAGGCUCACCUUUAGAACUCUUGAGGGAAAGUAUGAAAAUGAAUUAGAGACCUUCUUGUACUGGGGUGAAUCACUGAGAAAGGUCUUCAAGGAAUCCCAGGAUUUCUUUUAUUUUAUUUUUCCUUUUGUUUGAUGCCUUUUCAAAAGCUGGAUAAUUGAACUUAGUUCACAUAGAAGUUGGCUGAAUGUUGCAAGCUUGCAAAAUGGAAGGAUUUCCCCUCAUCUCCCCUCAGCCCUCUGAAGAUCUGAUCUCCUAUGAAUCAGACCCCUACAGACAGUCCCAUGACAGUUACCAGUAUCUCAACAGUGAUGCAGACAGUCAUGGAGCAGGUGAAUUGCUUUUAUGUCCGUCAGACCACUACUGGGAAUAUCACCCGCCCCACUUGCACACCGAAUUUGAGAACUUUGGGGACAAUCACUUUGCAGAGCUUCAGAGUGUACAGCCACCUCAGCUGCAGCAGCUCUACCGGCACAUGGAGAUUGAACAGAUGCAUGUUCUAGAUUCUGGGAUCCCUGCCGCACAUCUUGGUCUCAACCAGGUUACCUUUUUGCCUCGCAUGUGCUUGCCGUAUCCCGCUCAUCAGCGCAGUUCUGAUGAAGAAGAUCUAGAGCGAAACAGCCCCCCAUUAGAAGUAUCGGAUGGGGAGACUGAAGUCGGAGAGCCUGGUCCUGGCAUGAUGACUGGAGAAGCAGGCAGUAAGAAGAAAAUCCGACUGUACCAGUUUCUUCUGGACCUGCUUCGGAGUGGAGAUAUGAAGGAUAGCAUCUGGUGGGUGGAUAAGGAAAAAGGCACUUUCCAGUUCUCUUCCAAACACAAAGAAGCACUGGCUCAUCGCUGGGGCAUCCAGAAAGGGAACCGCAAGAAAAUGACCUACCAGAAGAUGGCACGGGCAUUGAGAAACUAUGGCAAGACUGGAGAGGUCAAGAAAGUCAAGAAGAAGUUGACAUACCAGUUUAGUGGGGAGGUGAUGGGAAGGGGUGGCACUGAUAGGAAGCACUAUCCUCUUUGAGCGCAGAGCCUGGAAUCCCCAAAAGGCCAUAUUAUAUAAGGACACAUUGUUUGGACUUAGCAGCAGAGUUUCUGAACACAUCUUAUAUUAUGCUUUCAACAUCCUUAUCAUUAUCUUUUUGAAGCUUUCAAUAUCCAGUGCUUCUGGUACGAAUUUCCUUCUUCAGCUUUGAAAUUUCUCCUACAGAUAUUUUUUGCUUCCAUCUGACAAGCUGGACAAAGCAGGGAUUAUUUUUAAAAAAGGAAAUGUGUAGAUAUAUUAUUUUCAGAAAAUAUUUGAUUGUGUUAUAGUUAAAAUAUGCAACUGAUGAAGUUUUGGGUGUCCUUCAUAGGCAGUACAGUUUCACUUUCAAAGAUUCUGCCUUACCUUAAGCUUUUAAACUAGCAUUAAUACAGGCUCUGCAAUACCUCUCCAUGGCUACGGAGUAGUUUGCAGAUCCUGGAAAUAUACAUUACUGUGCAAAUAUUAACAUGUAUAUAUUUAAUAAAAUCUGUUCUCACAAAAGCA
Messenger RNA from Hemicordylus capensis (graceful crag lizard), 1590 nucleotides. RefSeq names its product Spi-1 proto-oncogene (gene SPI1). Gene Ontology annotation, molecular function: DNA-binding transcription factor activity, RNA polymerase II-specific; sequence-specific DNA binding. Lineage: Eukaryota; Metazoa; Chordata; Lepidosauria; Squamata; Cordylidae. The coding region runs from base 259 to 1083 and encodes 274 amino acids. The record is from RefSeq and is a predicted model, not a curated record. The transcript has 5 exons. Gene Ontology annotation, cellular component: nucleus. Gene Ontology annotation, biological process: cell differentiation; regulation of transcription by RNA polymerase II.